This is a messenger RNA of Paramecium sonneborni, 174 nucleotides long. NCBI's taxonomy places the organism in Eukaryota, Ciliophora, Oligohymenophorea, Peniculida, Parameciidae. The record is from the annotation of a GenBank genome assembly.
AUGAAAUAAUAAAUUAUCAUUUAAAUCAAUAAAUAAGGCUUUAUGCAGACCUUUUAGUCACAUACUAGGUUCAACAAACUUUAGAAAUUAUUAAGAGUUAUAUUAAAAGCAGGAACAUAAAAUUAUUAAUAAACUUUAAUUUUAAAUUUGGAUUUAAAUCUAAAUUUUUUCUGA